GUGAAAGUGAAGAUGCAUGUUAUACUGGUGUACGCAUUCUUUUUAGUUACGAUCACAACUGUAGCCGUAGGAAUACCCUUAGAGGCAUUACCGGAUCUGGUUAUAAAUUCCGAAACCUCCUUAAUCAAACCAUGGAGGUAACAUGUGCACGUCAGAGAGAACCUGUGACAGUUAAACAAAAUUGUAAUUCAGAUGAAAUUUGUAUUGAAUAUGCUGACGAACAAAAUGAAAUAUUCGCAGUGUGUACUAGUCGUGUUCACGUCAGACAAUGGUCUACUGAGAAUAGUGAUAAUAUACCUAUAUUCACAUCCUGUUCACCGAAUGAACCAUAUAAAACUGGUGGUGGAAAAAAUUUAACACUCGGUAUAACAACAUAUGCAAAAAAUAAUGUUACAAACCAGGAGGAGAAACACG
This is a messenger RNA of Racocetra persica, 414 nucleotides long. NCBI's taxonomy places the organism in Eukaryota, Fungi, Glomeromycota, Glomeromycetes, Diversisporales, Gigasporaceae. The record is from the annotation of a GenBank genome assembly.